CGCAAAAGGAUUCAUCAAGUAAAGACAAAACAAGUUCUAAUGAUCACUCCGACAGCAGUCAAUCUCGAAAGGAUUCAUCAAGUAAAGACAAAGCAAGUUCUAAUGAUCAGUCCGACACCAGUGAAUCUAGCAGGAAUUCAUCCAGUGAAAAUAAAACAAUUUCUGAUGAUGACUCUGACAGCAGUCAAUCUCAAAAGGAUUCAUCAAGUAAAGACAAAACAAGUUCUAAUGAUCACUCCGACAGCAGUGAAUCUAGCAAGAAUUCAUCCAGUGAAAAUAAAACAAGUUCUGAUGAUCACUCUGACAGCAGUCAAUCUAGUAAGGAUUCAUCCAGUGAAGACAAAACGAAUGCCAGGCACCAUAAGACCAGACACUCAUCUAGAAAACAUAAAACAAAUGGACAUCGACAUCAUCAUCAUCAUCAUCAUCAUCAUCGACAUCAUGAGUCUGAAGAUCAAUCUAGUAAGGAUUCAUCCAGUGAAGACUCAUCGAGUGCUGACGAAACCAUUGUCAAAUGUGAAUGUCAAAUGGAUUCAUCCAGUGAAGACACAACAAGUUCUGAGAGUCACAGUCAUAGCAGUCAAUCUAGUUCGGAUUCAUCCAGUGAAGACCAAAGUUCUGAUGAGCAAUCUGACAGCAGUCAAUCUAGUAUGGAUUCAUCCAGUGAAGACCAAAGUUCUGAUGAUCAGUCUGACAGCAGUAAAGCUUCAGAGAAUUCCUCCAGGGAAAGCAAAACUACAACUGCCCCAAGCUCAAUUACAAAAUCUCCGUUGAACACCUCAACCUUUGCCUCAAGCCCCACCACACAAUCUGCAGUAAGCACAACCUCAAGCCACAACACAACCCCUAAUUUAGGCACGACAAGAAGUGAUAUAACUAGCUCGGCAUUACAACACCAAUCAAAAA
Misgurnus anguillicaudatus (oriental weatherfish) is the source of this 906-nucleotide messenger RNA. NCBI's taxonomy places the organism in Eukaryota, Metazoa, Chordata, Actinopteri, Cypriniformes, Cobitidae. The record is from RefSeq and is a predicted model, not a curated record.